This is a messenger RNA of Adineta ricciae, 1566 nucleotides long. NCBI's taxonomy places the organism in Eukaryota, Metazoa, Rotifera, Eurotatoria, Adinetida, Adinetidae. The record is from the annotation of a GenBank genome assembly.
AUGGUGGCAACUGAUGAAAUUCAACAAGCAGUUGAAAGUUUCUUUCUUCUGUUCAAUGGGGUUAUUGUUUUUCUAAUGAGUUGUGGCUACACACUUAUCGAAUCAGGUGGUGUUCGCAGUCAAAAUGCAGGUCACAGUCUUUUUAAAACACUUGUGAUCUUCAUUUCAUCGGCAUUGGCUUAUUGGAUUAUUGGUUAUCCGUUCGCUUUUGGUGGAUAUCCCAAUGUUAUCUUAGGCACACGAUUUUGGGCAAGUGAACAAUUCGGGGCAUUGUAUAAUCGUCCAGGCGUAGAUAAUUUCACCAAUUCGAAUAAUCUCUAUAAUUUGAAUAAUCAAGAUCCUUACAUUCAUUUCUUUUAUCAAUAUAUGAUUACGUUUCUUGUAACAAAUAUUGCUGCGAGUGCAUUUGCUGAACGAUGUCAAAUUAUCGUUUAUGCACUCUUCUCAAUUUUGAUGGCUGGUUUUGUUUACCCAUUCCUUGCACAUUGGAUGUGGGGUGCAAAUGGUUGGCUUGGCUAUGUUGUCGGCGCACGGGAUUAUGGUGGCAGUGCAAUCAUUUAUUUAACAGCAGGUGUAGCGGCUUUGAUUGGUACAAUCUUUCUUGGGCCACGUUUUGGUCGAUUUGAGCCACGAACAUUACCUCUAUUUGGUCACAGUAUUCCUAUCACAUCGGUUGGUGCAAUUCUUGUUGCAUUUGGCUUUUUCGUACUCAAUUCAGGCGCCGAUCAUCGUAUUUCAGGUGUAGCCUAUGGUGAUCGUGUAGGACACGGUCUGAUCAAUACAGUUCUAUCGGGUGCAACAUCGGGAGCAGCUUAUUAUUUAUUACAACGUCUUAUUGAAACAUUCGCAAAACCUACCCGUCAUCUUAAACGACGUGUGUUUCUAUCGACUGUAAACUCUAUUAUUGCUGGAAUGGUUGCCGUUGCUGGUGGAGCUAUUAUUUACAAUCCAUGGUCUGCAAUAGUCAUUGGUUUCAUUGCUGCAUUGAGCUUCUUGUUAUGGAGCAAAUUAUUGAUUAAACUUCAUGUUGAUGAUCCUGUCGAAACCGCAGCUGUUCACAUUGGUGGAGGUCUAUGGGGCAUUUUUGCUGUACCAAUCUUUCGGCGAACAAUCGAAGCUCAAGCUGAUGGCAGUUUUGCAAAUAAUACUUUCUCAAUUAUUUAUCGAAUCACUCUUGGAGAAAGUUGGCGGGGAUUACUCAAUUCAUUAUGUACUGCAGCAGUCGUCAUGGCUUGGACAGCUAUCUUUGUUGCUAUUCUCUUCCUAGUGCUUAAAUUACUUCGUUUACUUAAAGUUUCUAAUGAAGAAGAAUUACGAGGUAUUGAUCUGUUCCAACAUGGAGAACCAGCUUACGCACUUCGUAUCUAUUGUGCUGCAUGUGGUGAACAAUUACAAGGUAAAACAAUUGAACAUGAAACAGUUGGUGUUCGACCCAAUUUUCCAACUAUCGUCACUGACGCCGAAGGAGCCAUCGUCCCUAUCGAAUAUUUCAGUGACCGAAAUGGUUCCAAUGGCAAUCUUAAUGGAUCGAAACUCACAUCACUAAACGAAGAAAAUCGUGUCUGA